This is a messenger RNA of Candidula unifasciata, 807 nucleotides long. The record is from the annotation of a GenBank genome assembly. Lineage: Eukaryota; Metazoa; Mollusca; Gastropoda; Stylommatophora; Geomitridae.
GCUUACAAUAAACAGCAAUCAGAAUCAGUAACUGUACUGCCCUUAGCGAAACCGCUUACAUUUAAAGAGCGCUGUUAUGCUCGUAAGCAUAGAACUUUCUUGGUGCGCAACGUGGAUAGAGUUCGUAACCAGCGCAACCCACAUCAGGAUUUUGCAGCCAUAGCGAAGGAGGAAAUGAAUACCCUUGACUGUAACAAAAUCAAUGUCUUGAAUUCUGAUCUUGUGUUGGCUCAUUUGAAUGAAAGAUCUGUGAAGACCAGGUUGGCUGCUUAUGCAAAAGACAAUCCAGAAAUGGCUAAACGUCACCAGCUUGCACAAAUAUUUGACAAGAUGCUGACGGAACUUUUGUCUUUAAAAGAUGAAGAUGGUGACAAUAUUGUGCUGCCGCUUAUGUCUGUGCCAUCUCGUAAGAAGCAGCCCCAGUAUUACCAGGUGGUGAAGGAGCCCAUUGAUCUGUCCAUGAUCAAACAGAGGGUGAAGACAGGACACUAUGACCAUUUGAGUGCUUUCAAUUCUGAUGUCAUGCUGCUGUUUAGUAAUGUUGAGCUGUAUUGUGGGCCAAAAUCGAAAAUGGGACAAGUUAUUCUCAAACUGAGGCGGCUUUUGAACUGUGUGAAAUUGGAUGUGGCCAAUCAGAUAGAUGAAUUACUUGGUCCAAAUACCACUAGAGCGUUCAUGGAUGCAGAAUUGGAAAAGCUGGAGCGUGUACCCCCUCGAAAUCGUCGGGAGCCAGAAGAAGAUAUAGUCCGAUGUAUCUGUGGGGUUACCAGAGAUGAAGGACUGAUGCUUCAGUGUGAGAAGUGUUUG